GCAACAUGCCUGAGCCAGCCAAGUCCGCGCCCAAGAAGGGCUCCAAGAAAGCCGUGACCAAGACCGCCGGCAAAGGAGGCAAAAAGAAGAAGAGGACCAGGAAGGAGAGCUAUGCCAUCUACGUGUACAAGGUGCUCAAGCAGGUCCAUCCCGACACCGGCAUCUCGUCCAAGGCCAUGAGCAUCAUGAACUCGUUCGUCAACGACAUCUUCGAGCGCAUCGCCGGAGAAGCGUCUCGCCUGGCUCACUACAACAAGCGCUCCACCAUCUCUUCCCGGGAGAUCCAGACCGCCGUGCGCCUGCUCCUCCCCGGUGAGCUGGCCAAGCACGCCGUGUCCGAGGGAACAAAGGCCGUCACCAAGUACACCAGCUCCAAGUAAAUGGUCGGCUGACUAUUUCACCACAACGGCUCUUUUCAGAGCCACCCACUUUAUCUGACGAGCUUUGCUGUUGUUGCCAGCAUAUAUUUAGUGGUUUUCCAUGCAUGUCGACUCAAUUAAAGCUUCAAACACAACUGAUGACCAUCUCAGAA
Molecule: messenger RNA, 532 nt
Organism: Synchiropus splendidus (mandarinfish)
Lineage: Eukaryota; Metazoa; Chordata; Actinopteri; Syngnathiformes; Callionymidae
Product: histone H2B 1/2
Exons: 1
Coding region: 6-380 (124 amino acids)
Cellular component (GO): nucleosome
Molecular function (GO): structural constituent of chromatin; DNA binding; protein heterodimerization activity
Source: RefSeq, a predicted model, not a curated record